AUAAUAACAACAAUAAUAGCAAUAAUAAAAGUUAGAAAAAAAAAUGGACCGGAUAACUUUAACAGUAGGGGUAGGACGAAGAGAGGGAGAAAAAAAAACUCCCGUCUGGCAAGAGUCGAUAUUAAAAACAUGCAGAGGGAGACAAGCUCGGGGCCUUCCAGAGUCAGGGAAAAAGACGUCGGAGAGCUGCAGACAGGAGAUGGGCACGGCGUUUGUGUUUUCUUCCCCCACCAGCCCAUUGAUUUGUAUAUGAAAACAUAGCGCUUUUAUUCUCCCCCCUUCUGGGCUCUGCUUCUGAGUGAUCAGCUGAUGAAGAGACUAGCAGCUCGCCGCUAUGCUGGCUUGCUAAUUCUCUCCCCCACAGCUGCAGCCGAUCCUGAUAGCCAGCCUGCAGAUUGCACUCAGCCUGAGGCAGGAGAGAACGGUUCCCUGGAGGACAUGGAAGAGGACAUCGGUCUGAAGAAGCGUAAAGGAGACCAGCAUGGAGAGAAGGUGCUUCAGGCCGGACAGGAAACAGGCGAGAAGGUCAAAAGGAAGCGAGGGCGCCCACCGGCAGAGAAACUCCCUCCAAAUCCACCCGAACUCACCCGGACGCUGAACACACUGGUCGACAUGGUUAUCAACUACAAGGACGGGUUGGGCCGACAGAUCAGUAAAGGCUUUGUCCAACUCCCCUCUAAGAAGGAGGUACCCGAGUACUACGAGCUCAUCCGAAAGCCCGUUGACUUCCGAAGGAUCAGGGAACGUGUGCGCAAUCACAAGUACAGAAGUGUGGGGGAUUUGGAGAAAGAUAUUUUCCUGCUGUGUCACAACGCUCAGACUUAUAACCUGGAGGGAUCUCAGAUCUACGAGGACUCAAUUGUUAUUAAGUCCGUUUUUGAGAGUGCAAGACAGAGAAUUGUCACAGAUGAGGAGCAGAGAGAGACGGUUAGCACGAGUCACAGCGAUAAUGGCAGCAGAGCUGAAGACCAGUUUGUCCCAUCAGCAGUGAAACCAUUACCAGUGCAGCUAAAGAAGGGGAUUAAAGAGGAGAGAAGCAGAAAUACCAUUGCCAAGAGGCUCUUCAGUGAUUUAGACAGUGACGAGGAUCUAGAGGCUAACACCACAAAAGACGAAGGGUGAACUGAGAGCUUGAAUGGUCAAUUUUUUUGUAUAUUUUUUUUUUUCAUGUCUAUUCACUGCCACAUCCUUCCUCAAUGGUUUCCUCAUUUUCUAAGCAAAAUAUAGUUCUUUGAAAAUAAAACCAGAAGAGCCACUCAGUGAGAGGCACCCUUGGGAUAACGCUUUUUCAUGUCAUUCUAAGACGUCUUGCUGCACUCUGUGCUGUUCUUCUAAUUUCGCUGGUCUUUUACAAUAACUAUGGUUUCCAGUUUAUCUGCCUUAGUCCCAGUGAUUGCUUCUGCAGAUAUAUUAUGUAUCACGCCAGUUUGACUGACUGUUUUUAAUCUGUAUAUUUGAUUGUAUGGAAAACUUUCAUAUGUCUUGGAGCAUGAUGAUUUGUAACGUCUCACCUGGAAGCGGCUCCUCCGGGAGGAGACGAUGUGUCGAGGGUCAGAGAAUGGAAGCGCACGGGAGCAUCUUUUGAACACUCUACACGUGUUUGAAAAUCUCUUUAAGUGUGAUUAAAGACUAUACAUCUUUGAUAAAAAUAACAAUAUAGAAUAGUAAUAAACACACAUGGCUGAGGUAUGAAGAGAUUUGGAUUAGUACUGAUAGUAUGCCCUUUGUCUGUUUCUGAUAUGUGAUUGAACAAGUCUGGGUGUAAUCAAGGGUACUCAAGUUUAACAUUUGUAUCCUUGUGCUCCUGUAUAUUCUCCUAUUGUAAAACUUGAUUGCUUUUCAUUCCCUGUCCUAGUUGUUGGGGGGGGGGGGGGGGGGGGAGACGACGACAGAAGACAUAAUUGUUAAGACAAUCCCAGGAAACAUGUAUCACUUCAACACUUGCAAAAUAAAUUUUACCAAAAAGUC
Messenger RNA from Solea solea (common sole), 1968 nucleotides. Its product is annotated as probable global transcription activator SNF2L2. Gene Ontology annotation, cellular component: RSC-type complex. Gene Ontology annotation, biological process: chromatin remodeling. The transcript has 6 exons. The record is from RefSeq and is a predicted model, not a curated record. NCBI's taxonomy places the organism in Eukaryota, Metazoa, Chordata, Actinopteri, Pleuronectiformes, Soleidae. Gene Ontology annotation, molecular function: protein binding. Bases 310 to 1122 code for a protein of 270 amino acids.